AUGGCGGUGCGUGGACGCGCGGCGGUAGUAGCAGCAGUAGCAAUGGCUGCUGUGGAUCGGCGGCUGCCGAAUCUCGAUGACUUCGCCGGGCAGAGCUGGAGUGCUUGGGUGGAGAGAGUUGGGCCGCCUACUACCGAGACAGUGUCCGAUCUGGAAGAAAACAGUAGGAAUGGGAGAAAGAAGAUUGAUGCAAUGACCCUCAUUAAAGAAGACAUGUCUAUCUUUGGUCAUUGCCCGGCUCAUGAUGAGUUCUACCUGGUGGUGUGUAACCACUGUGGCCAAGUGGUCAAACCUCAAGCCUUUCAGAAGCACUGCGAGAGACGCCAUGGACCUCUCAGCAAACUCUGUGGUCGGGUGCAACCUUCAUCCAAUUUGCAGAAGUGCCAUGCAGUCAAUGGGCGACCCAUUGUUGGUGGCAAUCAUGGAUCCACCAAAUCAUGGAGGGAAAAAUCCCAGAGCUUUUUUAAUCAAACCCAGCAUGUACCAGAGAAGACGGACAAGAUGCCAAAGGACAACCUCUGCUUGUUUGUGCCUGUAGUGAACCUAGAGAAGAUCUCCAGCUUUCCAAAGUCCGAUGGAGAUGGAAUCAAGGCUCCCACUCUGCUUUCUGACACUGCCAUUCCCAAACAGACUUCGGGUAACUCAAAAGAGGUUCUUGGCAAACCUUCCUUAUUGGCGUCAACGAAAGAGCUGGCAUCAGCCAAAGCUGGCAGCACCUCUGUAAUAACGGUUGACACCUUGAACAGGAAACUGGAGAAUGCUUCCAGUCUGAGUGAGAAAGAAUCGGGUGUUGUAAAAUCUCUGAAGAAAAUAUCUCGGAAAGAAUGUGACUUAAACCGCCAGUGUGGUGUGGUGAAUCCUGAAACCAAGAAAGUUUGCACUCGGUUACUGACCUGCAAGAUCCAUUCUGUACAUCAGCGUCGAGAGGUGCAAGGCCGAACAAAGGACUUUGAUGUGUUAGUGGCUGAACUGAAGGCCAGCACCAAGAAGGGCGAGUGUCCCAAAGAUAAAAGUCCGGUGAGGAAAGACAUAGCUACUGAACGGCUGUUGCAGGACUUCUCUUCCAUGUCACAGACUUCUUUGGUUCUGACCAAUGUUUCUACUUCUUCUUGUCACACGAAGCAACCAUAUUCCCACUGUGCACUUUCCAGGUCUGGGGUUUCCUCCGAGAGUGACCCUGAUGACGUGCCUGUAUCUUCUAGCGAAAUUGACAACCGUCUCUACCGUUUCCCGGCAUCGAAGAGCACGGGGCGGGUGACAAGCGAGGAGAGUGAGGAGGAGGCCGCGGAUGAUUCCCACAAGUUAGACUGCCGUUAUGCAACACGACGACCCCAUCCCCAGGCAUUCUGCACUUUUGGAAGCAGAUUGAUGAGCCCAGGUUGUUAUGUGUUCAGUCGACGGUUGGAUCGGUUCUGCUCUGCACUCAGUUCCAUGCUGGAGAGACAUCUUAGCUCGCACAUGUGGAAAAGGAUUCCUCCAGCUGCUGAUCAUCCAGUUUCUACAUCGUCUCCAAUGCUUUUGGGCUUCUCUACAUCCAAUACAUCCCCAAAUUACAAUUCCUCCCUGGUUUGCAGCCUUCCCCACAGCACCCCAAGCAGGACCUCUGUAUCCUGGGCAACUUCAGUGACCAUGGCAUCCAGGGACAGCCGUAACCACCAUAGUGUGAACUAUGCAGCUGGUUCACCCCAUGCUGCAGCUGCCUGUAGCCAGUCAGACUGCAUGGGUGGAAGCCAAUCCAUCACUUCUCCACUCCCAGCCAAUACCCCAUCACCAUCAUUCAGCAAGUUGCCUUCAAACAAGGCCAGCAAGUCCUCCAAAGCCAAGGAGAUGGCUGGUAAUGUGGAGCCAGAAGCCUUAGCUCGGAAGCGCAAACAAUCUCCCAGUGUCUCUGCUAGCCCACCUUAUAAACAAACUUGUUUCCUUGAUCUGGGCAAGAACAAAGCAAUUGGUUGCCAGGUGUCCCAUCCAUCUGCCAAGGCCAAGCCAUCUGUGGUGGCUUCCUCUAACCUUUCCCUGAAUGGGACAGUCUCUUCAGGGGCCAGGGUCAAGAGGGUCAACCAUCUGGAUUGCAGGGCACCUAGCCACAUGCCUGUCAAAGCCUCAUCACUGGAGAACCAAAGCUCCACAUUGAAUGGUCCAAAAACACUGCUGACCAAUUGCAUCUCAGAUGAAGAAGCCAAGAGGCGCAAGAAUUCAGCCACCUACUGUAGGCCAGUGAAGACUAAGCAUUUGUCCUCAUCCAUGCCUUCUUGUUCCUCAUCUGAUUUGGGUGGCUCAAUCAGAAGGAAGAAGCCAGUUGUCUCCUUUGAGGAAAAGCAGAACACAAUGAAGUCAAAAGCACAUUAACAGCAAGUGCCUGUGUUCUGCAGAAGCCAGCAGUCUGAGAACUCUGUCCAUGGAUCCAAUCCGAAGUCUCUUUGCUUUUUAUAACUUUAUAGUAUUUUUUUAAAGAAAAAAAUGUUCUAAAAUACCUGAAGACUGUGAUUGUUCUUUUUUGGUGUUGUGGUGGUUUUGCCUAGAUAGAUAAAUAAAUAAA
Molecule: messenger RNA, 2536 nt
Organism: Pseudonaja textilis
Lineage: Eukaryota; Metazoa; Chordata; Lepidosauria; Squamata; Elapidae
Gene: ATXN7L2
Product: ataxin 7 like 2
Source: RefSeq, a predicted model, not a curated record